Molecule: messenger RNA, 2352 nt
Organism: Botrytis sinoallii
Lineage: Eukaryota; Fungi; Ascomycota; Leotiomycetes; Helotiales; Sclerotiniaceae
Exons: 4
Coding region: 1-2352 (783 amino acids)
Source: RefSeq, a predicted model, not a curated record
AUGUUUGAUGAUACAAAACCACCUAACCAUACUAUACCGACAACCGACGAAUGGUCGGCCGCGCUUCUAAAAUUGUGUCAACGAGUCAGUAAAGUCAUUAUCGUCAUAGAUGCCCUUGACGAGUGCGUUGAUUUCAGCAAGCUUCUAACAGUACUGAAGAAGCUUCAAGUCAAGCAGCUUGAUGAUAUCAAGUUUGUUUUUUCAAGUCGAUUGAACGUGGAUGUGGACAAGGUUUUCACUGCAUCAGAGGGUGUUAUUUUGACCACCGAAGAUACAUUGAAGGAUAUGUCUCAGUACAUCGAGAACGAAGUGAAAUCUAAGGAGGAAGACAUUGAUUCUAAUGACGAGGAAACCAAGCGACGACUCAUGGAUCGGAUAGUGCGAGUUCUAUCAGAUUUUGCAGGUGGAAUGUUUAAAUGGGUCACCUUGCAACUUGCAAUAAUGUUUCCGAUCGAAACUCAAACAUUUUUGCCCGAAAAUAUUGAGAUCCGGCUGUUGGAUAUCGAAAAUCGGAACAGUUCCUUGGAGCAAUCCUUGAAUAGUGCAUAUGAAAUGGUGUAUUUGAUGAACGCCAAGCCAGGAGCUUACAAUACUAGCGUCUUCAAGUCAGUUUGCAAAUGGCUAUUGUGCUGCAAAACUGCACUGCCCGCAGAAGAAGUUCUCAAAGUUAUUGAACUGUCGCUUGAUCAUGAUUCUAAACUCAAGGGAAUAACGCGAAGUCCUUUGAGCACAAAAGUUGUCUUGCAUUGCUGUAGCAACUUUGUUAUUCAAAAUUCGGAUGGAAAUUUUCGUUUCGCUCACUUAUCGGUCGAGGAGUAUCUUAUCAAUCAUUGCGCUGUGAAAUUCGAGUUUCAAUAUGAAGAAUGUCAUCUUUUCGUGAUGAAGAUCUGCCUAGAUUUCAUGGCGCAAGAAAGAACUGAUUCAGUUGCAAAGCUAGGGCGCAAACAAUAUUAUUUAGGUGCUGUCAUGUCCGACUCUGUAGAGAGCUUUGGGGAGAUUUUCACUUUCCAGACAUAUUCCAUCUCUUAUUGGGCGUAUCACGCCAAAAAAUCCACACCGGAAAAAAGAUGCAGAGAAUCUCUCUAUAAACGUUUUGCUCUUGGUGACAGGCUGAGCGCUUCAUUAAAGUGGUGGUUUGCUCAGAUUGACGCCCGCAAUUACUACUCCUCAGAAAGCAUUUUGAGCCGGAUCAAGGAGACUGCAGACGUGUUAUUGGGUCUUCCACGAUCAGAUCAAUAUCCGUCCAAGAGUCGUGUUAGAAUGCUGGGAGCAGCGUUCAAUCUUCCUGAGAUUUUGGAGAACGGGAUCAACAAUCAUAAGGAAGAAGUCGAUAUGCCAUUGCGUACUGACCACGGAGCUAAUCCUACUCGAAUAUCCGUCGCACAUAGACAAUGGACAAAGUAUGACAUUAUGGUCAGGCCUGUUAGAGAUAUGGUGUACUGGGUGACACGUGAAGGUGGCAACAACCAAGAACAGCUUGAAGGUCAUUUGCAGGUAGAAAAUGUCCUUCUAAAUCACGAGAAGAGUCGAAGACAUUUUCUCAAUCAACUUGAAAGGCAUUUGAGAAUCGACACCCAUCCUGAUCCAUCGCGAGCUUUGAAGAUUCUUUAUAGAGCUUCCAACGAGGUACCAAUAUCCGCAAAGAUUUUUGAGUACAGAAUCGAAACCAGAGGUCUGGGUGAGCUGGGUGAAGUUCUUGACCUUAUAGACGAUGAGACUUUUGAUGAAGAAAUGGUAGCGGAAGUUGUUCGUCGUGAUUCUUGUGAAACCGUCAAGAAUGUGUUUGGAUUUAAAGAGGUCAGCUCGAUCACCGAGAAAAUUGUUAGGAAUGCCCUUGAAAGUUUUGACUCUAAGACCCUCGCAUAUCUUAUGAAGCAAUUCGGUCAUGAUGCCCUAACACGAGAGAUAGUGAUUAAUACAAAGCUUCGAUCUCAUGAGGUUUGGAAAGUAAUACUUGAUGUUAAGGGGAUUCAGUUCAUCAACCAGGAGGUUCUUGGCUCGCUGUUCGACAAUUGGGGGGAAGGCCCCGAAUCUGUCACCCUUGUUUUGGAUUCUUGUGGCAUUGAUAUGGUCGGAAGUUCCCAUAUUGAAACUAUAGCCGGUUCAUCAUUUUAUGCUCUUGAGGCUUUGAAUGCUAUUCUUCGCAUAAGAGGAUCUUUGGAUGGUUUGAUCACAGAGGAAGCGGUUUUUAAAGCUUUUCGACAGGAAAGUUUCGACAUGGCAGCAGUUUUGCUAGAGAAUGCAGAGGACCUUCCAUCAUUGUUGACCAAGCAAGUCAAAGAAGUUGCUAAGCAAGGUGGAGAUGCUGGGAUGCUGGUUCUUGAAAAAUUUGUCAACAACACUCGUGAUUGA